AAAGCGCAGGCGUCGUAACAUACUGUGACAAAAAAUGGCUGCUCUCUGUGGUUUAUCAAGAGUUGCAGGACGGUGGUUUUCAUGUAGGGCUAGAACACAGCUGCCUGCAGUUUGCCAGGCCGGAACACGCAACUUCCACUUUACUUUGUAUGGGAAAAAAGACCAGACUGCCAAAGUUUCAGACUCUAUUUCUACCCAGUAUCCUGUAGUGGACCAUGAGUUUGAUGCAGUUGUGGUUGGAGCUGGUGGAGCAGGAUUACGAGCGGCAUUUGGACUUUCGGAGGCUGGAUUCAAUACAGCAUGUGUUACAAAACUUUUCCCUACAAGAUCACAUACUGUAGCAGCACAGGGAGGCAUCAAUGCAGCACUGGGGAACAUGGAACAAGAUGACUGGCGAUGGCACUUCUAUGAUACUGUAAAAGGCUCUGAUUGGUUAGGUGACCAGGAUGCAAUCCAUUACAUGACAGAGCAGGCCCCUGCUUCUGUGAUUGAGCUUGAAAAUUAUGGCAUGCCUUUUAGCAGAACAGAAGAUGGAAAAAUUUACCAGCGAGCCUUUGGAGGCCAAAGUCUUCAGUUUGGGAAAGGAGGCCAGGCUCACAGAUGCUGUUGUGUGGCUGACAGGACAGGCCACUCUUUACUGCAUACACUGUAUGGCAGGUCCCUUAAAUAUGAUACAAGUUAUUUUGUGGAAUAUUUUGCCUUGGAUCUCCUGAUGGAAAAUGGACAGUGCUGUGGAGUAAUAGCGUUGUCAAUGGAGGAUGGAAACAUUCAUAGAUUUAGAGCAAAGAACACUGUCCUUGCCACAGGGGGUUAUGGCCGUACAUAUUUUAGCUGUACUUCUGCCCACACAGUUACUGGUGAUGGUUUGGCUAUGGUCAGUAGAGCAGGCCUUCCUGGUCAGGAUCUGGAAUUUAUUCAGUUCCACCCAACAGGAAUAUAUGGUGCUGGCUGUCUUAUUACUGAAGGGUGUCGUGGAGAGGGUGGCAUUCUGAUCAACAGUGAAGGAGAAAGAUUCAUGGAGCGCUACGCACCUGUUGCAAAGGAUCUGGCUUCUCGAGAUGUAGUAUCACGGGCUAUGACCAUUGAAAUUCGUGAAGGAAGGGGAUGUGGCCCUGAAAAAGAUCACAUGUACUUGCAGCUACACCAUUUACCACCUCAACAGCUAGCUGCACGUCUUCCUGGCAUCUCUGAGACAGCCAUGAUUUUUGCUGGUGUUGAUGUUACAAAACAACCUAUCCCAGUACUUCCUACUGUCCAUUAUAACAUGGGAGGUAUUCCCACCAACUACAAAGGGCAGGUAUUGAUGCAUGUGAAUGGAGAAGAUAAAGUAGUGCCUGGUCUUUAUGCCUGUGGUGAAGCAGCCUGUGCAUCUGUCCAUGGUGCUAAUCGUCUGGGAGCAAAUUCCCUUCUGGACUUGGUUGUCUUUGGUCGUGCAUGUGCAUUGAGCAUCGCUGAAUCUUGCACACCAGGUGAUCCUGUUCCUUCAAUUAAAUCAGAUGCUGGAGAGGAAUCUGUAGCAAACCUUGACAGAGUGCGAUUUGCAAACGGCAACACAAGAACAUCAGAGCUUCGACUAAACAUGCAGAAGACCAUGCAGAACCAUGCUGCUGUGUUUCGUACAGGCCCUGUACUGCAAGAAGGUUGCGAGAAGAUCAGUCAAAUUUACGGUAUGCUGGAUGACCUAAAAACAUUUGACCGAGGUAUUGUGUGGAACACCGAUUUAGUGGAGACACUAGAACUUCAGAAUCUGAUGAUCUGUGCUGCACAGGCUAUAAAUGGUGCAGUAACUCGCAAAGAAAGUCGGGGAGCACAUGCCAGAGAAGAUUACAAGACUAGAGUAGAUGAGUAUGACUAUUCCAAGCCCAUACAAGGACAACAGAAGAGACCCUUUAAUGAGCACUGGAGAAAACACACACUUUCUUACAUAGACAAGGAUACAGGAAAGGUUACUUUGGACUACAGACCAGUGAUUGACAAAACUCUCAGUGACGAAGAAUGUGCUUCUGUCCCUCCAGCUAUUCGCUCCUAUUAAGUUACUUGAAAUGUUAUCCUGCAGAAAACAUUUAAAACCGCUAAUCUGUCUUCAUUAAAAAUUACACACACUGAAUAGUCAUGUUUCAGUAAUAAUUUCUGCAAAACCAUCUUGCUGAGAAGCAGCCUGCACUAUAAUUGUGUACCAGCCUGAGGAAAAAGUACUAUUUGCUAUCCUUUUUCUGCUAUAUUUAUAUUGUAAAUUGAUAUGUGUAAUGUUUGACCUAACUGUAAAAAGCUAAAAACUCUAUAAAAGCAUCCAUGCUUCGUACAAAUGUUAAACAAGAAUUGCUACAUGUGGCAGUACAGGUAUUGUAAAAAAAAAAAAAAAAAAAAAAAGGAAAAAAUAGAAUAUAAUCUCAUGUUUCUGCAACAUUUUGCAACAAGAGGAUUUAGUGUAACUAUUUUCAGAAAAAUAUAAACAAAAGAGUUUUGUCAAAAUA
This is a messenger RNA of Protopterus annectens (West African lungfish), 2474 nucleotides long. It is a transcript of the gene SDHA, whose product is annotated as succinate dehydrogenase complex flavoprotein subunit A. The transcript is spliced from 15 exons. The record is from RefSeq and is a predicted model, not a curated record. Bases 35 to 2032 code for a protein of 665 amino acids. Gene Ontology annotation, molecular function: flavin adenine dinucleotide binding; succinate dehydrogenase (quinone) activity; electron transfer activity. Lineage: Eukaryota; Metazoa; Chordata; Ceratodontiformes; Protopteridae. Gene Ontology annotation, biological process: mitochondrial electron transport, succinate to ubiquinone; tricarboxylic acid cycle.